ACUUUACUCAAAAUUUAGAAGUGAUCGAAAUUAAAUUUGCUUGGUUAGUGUAUAUGAUAGGUGGUCUAGUAGGUGGCAGACAGACAUAUUUUAGUACCGAAGAAGACGAUGUUAUCGAUGGAGAAAUAGCAUGUAAAGUAAUAAAUAUUAUGAACGAAAAUAAGUCAUGGAGUGAUCCGCGCGGAAGCGCAAAUGGCAGCGAAAAAUUGGAAUUAGCAUUCAUAUACUUUUUCCAGCAGUUCCGGAAGAGCUAUAUUGGAGAAAGCUCUCAGAAUGUUUCCAAAGCAUAUAAUAAGCUAUCGGAGCAACUCGGAAUUAACGAUCAAACAAUGCUUCUGGAAAUUAUCGUUACUAAGAUCGGAACCAAUCUUAAAAUAUGGGGUGCAAAUACAAAUAUAAUUAAUCGGACCGUGGCUCUAUUUAACGAUUUGGCAGCAGGGUAUAGCUCCGUUAGAUUCCUUCGCAAAAUCCAAACCGCGCAAUUCAUU
Molecule: messenger RNA, 488 nt
Organism: Acaulospora morrowiae
Lineage: Eukaryota; Fungi; Glomeromycota; Glomeromycetes; Diversisporales; Acaulosporaceae
Source: the annotation of a GenBank genome assembly